UUCAAUUGAUUGAAACGAAUAAUCAUGAAACAAUUGAUCAAUCUUUACAUCGAAUUAUCGAACCAAAUAUCAAUGUUGAAAUGAUUGGUGAUAAUGAAACAACAAUUGUACAACGAUUAUCAAAUGUGGCCGAUCUAUCCCCGGAAACUGUAUAUGAAUUAUUAUUCACCAUUAAUAUGGCUCUUUAUAAAUUGCCCACUAUGCAGAUGAUAAAAUCGAAUAUAAUGAAUACGAUGAAAUUAUUAAGUGAAAGUGAUUUCAGUAAUAGCCAUUGGUUUAAAACAUUUCCAAACAUUAAUGAUAAUCGUAUGCAAUAUCAAAUUAAUUAUCUAACAGCUAAUCUUUUGGAAACAUUUACAAAACAAUUAAUCACUGAUUCAUCAUUUGGAAUGGAAGAAUUUACGAUGUGUAUUUCAAUAUAUAAACAAUGGUGUCAACUGAUAUUUGCCAUACCAGAUGAUCAAAUGCAAUUGGAUACGGCUAUUCUUUGCAGUAGAAUAUUUCGAUCAUUAACAACAUUUAUUCGUUUAGCACAAAAAUGGAUCAAUAAUCAUCGUGGUAAUGAUGAAGAACAGAACUAUUCCAUUAUUAUUGAAUCGAUUCGUAAUUUUCUAGCCUAUCAUUGUUUGAAUAUGUUAUUACCAUUGUUUGUAAUCAUGAGCGAUAUGUUGGAUCAAAAGAAGCAAAAACAAUCAUCAUUGUUUAUUGAAUUAAUUCAUAGUUUAUCCAAUGUUUUACUUUGUAUCGAUGAUGAAUGUUUACAAGAUAUGGCUAUGCUUGAAUUGAAUCAAUCAUUAUUAAUGUACAAUGAAGACAGUGUUGUUGAACAAAGAAUGAAAUGUUUAAUGGAUCAAUUGUCAUCAUCAUCAUCAUCAACGAAUCGGAUGAAUUGUCUUCAUACAGAUAAUGGUUACUAUGAUUAUAUUAUUGAACAUGUGACACCAUUAUUAUUGAAAAAUGAUUAUCAUACAAUAUUCACUGCAUAUCAUCUAGUCAGUAUUGCUUGUCAUUCGGCUAAUUGGUCAUGUAAAAAUGGAAAAAAUUCACCAUCUACAAGUACAAUGGAUGCAGAAAUUACUGAGAUUACAUUAUCACAAUUGAAAUCUUUCGAUAAAAAUGAUGGACAUGAUCGAGAUAAUGGUGGCGAAAUUAAUCCUGUCUGUUAUCCACCAAAAUUUCUGAUGGCUCUAUUAGAAUCAUUGUUUGCAUCGAUAUCGAUCGAUGAUCUUCAAUCACAAGCAACAUUUGCCUAUCUACUUGUAUGGACAAUUUAUUUACGAUUAUUACAACGAUUUCCAUAUAAAGAUCAUGGUGAAAAUGAAAUUCGUUCGGAUCUAAUCAAUUAUCUGGUUGAAUUGAAUCUACAUAAUCAAUUUCUACAGAAUCUAUUCUUAUUAAUGCAUGAUUCAAUUGAUUGGGAUCUAGAUCGUAAUUAUCUACAAUCGAUUAUUCAUUCAAUUACUGAUCAACAAACCAAUUUGAUUGAUAUGGAUUGUUUAAAAGAUUCGAAUCGUUUGUUACAGUUAAUUGGAUCCAUAUCAGAUACAAAUCAAAAUGCUCGUUUAGCUGUCUUUGUUUAUUAUCAAUCACUAUGUCAUAUGGCUAAUGUUGUUCGUUGUUGGUUUAAUACAUUACGACAUCAUCAAAAAGAAACAGUCGAUUAUGUUGACACGACGAUAUUUUAGUCAAUUAUUGAUGGAAAAAGAAUUGGAACAGAUAAAGAAUAUAGAUUAUGAAAAAUUGGGCAAUAUUCAAAUUAAAUUCAGUAG
Molecule: messenger RNA, 1769 nt
Organism: Dermatophagoides farinae (American house dust mite)
Lineage: Eukaryota; Metazoa; Arthropoda; Arachnida; Sarcoptiformes; Pyroglyphidae
Source: RefSeq, a predicted model, not a curated record